This is a messenger RNA of Cylindrotheca closterium, 915 nucleotides long. Lineage: Eukaryota; Bacillariophyta; Bacillariophyceae; Bacillariales; Bacillariaceae. The record is from the annotation of a GenBank genome assembly.
AUGCCAAAAACAAUAUUCCAAAACGCAGCACUCUUCCUGAAGAAAAAAGGAAAUUCUACAGACAAAGAUGAAGAGUCGUCCUACAGAACUCAGAGUGGACUCUCUGAUUCAUCCCAUUCCCGAGCAGAAAGUAUUUCUGGUUCUGACCGUCCUCGGAGCCGAAAGGAGGAGGAAUGUCUGCUAAACCUGCAAUUGGCAUGUCAAUUGGCAGGCAUACCUGCCUCUGAUAACACCAUCUUUCGCUUCGCUUGCUACUACGACUUCAACCAUGACUUGGCUAGAAAAGCCCUGAUCGAAAGAUACGAUGAUCCCCAUCUAAAUCUUCGAAUGGAAGGUGAAUUGGUGGAGCAGUUCCAAAACUUAGUCAUCUUUCCUCUACCGGGUCUCAUGACAAAGAACAAGAAGCACGAAGUCCUCUACUUCCAUGCUUGCCGUCACUUUCCAGCAGAGAUGGAUACUAAUCUUCUCAUCAAGAAUGUGUGCUAUGUCAUGAACGAAAUGAGCCUAACAGAAGAGCAGUGCCGUAAUGGAGUUGCAUUGAUAAUCGAUUUGCACCAGUGGACAUUCAAGAACUUCACAAAUGAAUGCUCCCACAAGUUUCUGAAGGCAAUACAGCAUCAAGUACCAACAAAGGUAGCGUCAGUUCUCAUUGUGAACCCUCCUCGUUGGUUCCCCAAGGUUUGGAAAAUGCUGAAGAAGGUGCUUUCUCCAUCCUUUGCCAAGAGAUUCGUCAUUCUAAAGAAGCAGAGUCAAUUGCAAGACUAUUUGAUGGAUGGUUACGAAGGGUACCUACCAAUGGAAAUGGCAGGUAGUCAAGACUCAACAGAGAUCGUUGAGGAUUUUGUGGACUUGAAGCUUCACGUUGAAUCCAACCAGCAGGUUGAUGCCCUCACAGCAAACGAGGACGGAUGGUGA